CGAGAAUCCGGUUAUGAAGUGAUGGUGGUGCACGAACGGUGAGUCGAUGUCAACAACAAGAGACUACCCCCCACGGUGACUGUCUAACACUUACCACAGGUCUGAGGGAAGUUACAGCAUUGAGGGGUACCUGACUACUGUACCAAGGUGCUGGACUGGAAAGAGUGUAAUAAUGUUGACCCCCAAGUUUGAGGUGCAUCAAGAUGAUGAUAAUCUCACUGUGAAAAUUUUUGCUCCAUAUUCUCGAAUUUCUGAUGCUGAGAUCAACAUUGAAGGAGAGUCAUUCAUCUUUUAUUCAUCACCCUAUUAUUUAAGACUCACCCUCUCAGGAAAAUUGGUUGACAGUGAACUGGAGAAAUACAAGGCAACAUUUGAUGCUGAUCAUGGAGCAUUUGUUAUUGUCUGCCAGAAAGAAACUCGGGGCGAGCACUUUGCUAACUUGGACAUGCUUACAACUCUUCUGGCACCACAUGGAGCCACUGGGGUGAAAAAACCCAUAAUUGAAGUGAUUGGUGAAGAAUCAACUGUAGACGAGGAAGAAGAAGAAUUUGAUUGGAUGUACGAACAAGCGCUACCAGAUGAGAACAUUGUGACAGCUGGCCACAAGUAUGGCUUUGGAAACAACACCACAGGAGUCUUCACUUCUCUCCAGAGUGAGCUGAAGGGAGUUGUUGAUGUUGAUGAUCCAGACAAUAAGUCAGUGUCCCACAGAAGAGAAGAGAGAAUUACACAAGAGUUGAGUUUAUUUGAUGAAGACCACUACUUGGCUGACUACUUCGACGUUGACACGGCUCAGCAGUGUGUGGAAUUUAUCCCAGAAUUCUACAGCAUAACUAGUGAUGAAGUGGAGCUCAGCUACCAAGAGAAGGAAGAUAUGUUAAAAUUACCUCGUAAGGAUCAUCUUUUGGAUAAAGGAACAAAGUCCAUGGUGUACCUUGGACUCGCUGACAUUCUAUAUGCCUGGUGCUUUAAUCAUCGAGUCACUCUGGGAGAAAACUGUGUGGAAUCUGCAUGGAACAUUGCCAAAUUGAGUUCUACUUUAUCGUGGCUUGAUUCUUUCACACACUUGAAGGAUGUUGCUAUCAGCAGUGUUCGUCGGUCGCUUGCAUUCCCUUUAGUAAGGAAUUGGCAGCUGUCUCAAGAGGUUCUAAAAGAUACUGCACAGAUCCUGACUUUAGGUCGAAAGAAGGUUCUGCAGUGUCUGUUAGAGAUCCAGCGGUUCUUCAACCUCUCAGAACCAAGGUACCUUCUCAACCAAUUGUACAUCACAGACUACUGUGUUUGGGUACAGAAAGUAAAGGAUAACAAGCUAAUUAGUCUGGCAGAUUCUUUGAAAAAGCUGAUGGUGUCCACAUAUCUCAACACUCAACCACUCCUCAUACAUCCGGACACACGUGGGGUUGUGUGCGUCUGUGUUUAUGCGUCCAUGUCAGUGAAUCUCUGGAGAGAUCAACAGUGAGUGAACAGUGCUUUUUAUAAAUAAAUAUCAUUCACAUAUAACUGUUUCAUUGUCUUCAGCCAUUGCUUUUAGCAAUACAGUGUCAAGAAGACUGGGAAUCUUGGCCAAGUAUAGUGAUGCGGAAGUUGGUAAAUAAUAAGUGUGGGUCGUGAUGCAUUUAACUUAUUCUCUACACAGUUAUUCAUUCCUUAUGUGAGACACUAAUGCUUCCCCAGGUCAUUGAGGUCACUUUUUUAAUUUCUUCUGAUCCACUUCAUAAUGGUUGUGCAGUGUGAUAGCUUGUGUGGAGAGGCCUUGUUCAUGGAGGGUGAUAACGUGACCUUGGAGCAGCAACCUUUCAUCUUUCUUGAUUCAUAAUGGUUCGGUGAAGCUUUUGACCACUCUCGGUUAUGGCAGUGACAACAACACUUCUGUUGACGUAACACUUUAUGGUCUAACGACUAUUGCCCCCUCCCAUCAAAACACACACACACACACACACACACAACCCCACAUGUAUCAAUGUGUAGGAGAGGGGGGGGUUGAGUGUUGAGCUGUGUAGACACAAUCAGCUGUAUAAUUACUUUUUGUUUCUAUUACCCCAUCACCAGACUCCUCCCCAACAGUAAUAUUAUGUUUACUUAAAUCCUUCUACAGAGGUAAAGCUGUUAUAAGCCAAUAAUUAAAUUACACUGGUACUAGUUUGUGUGUUGGGGGCAUCUAGACAGUGACUCCAGUAAGGGUGGGGGAACAGGCUCCAUACCCUCCACCUCAGAUGGACCACAAACUUCUAGCCACAACUGUUCAUAUACCCCAGUCUGGUAAAAAACUGCACAUGGAUUGUUCAUAAUUGAAAUAUAACAAUGGAUCUCAUUUUUAUGUGCAUCUGUAAUCAUUGUUGUUUUACAUUAAAAGGUCUACCAUUCUGAAUUAAUCCUGGAUCACCUAUAUGUUAUUGAUUUAAUCCAAAAUUUUAGGAGCUUCAGAUGUCUGUACUUAACCCUUGUAAGUAGAGUGCAGUUGAUAAUACAGCUGUAGUUGUUUUAAUGGUUUAAAUAUAAGUAUCAAGUAACUUGGGACAUUAUAUAUAUAUAU
Homarus americanus (American lobster) is the source of this 2533-nucleotide messenger RNA. RefSeq names its product protein SHQ1 homolog. The record is from RefSeq and is a predicted model, not a curated record. Gene Ontology annotation, cellular component: cytoplasm; nucleoplasm. Lineage: Eukaryota; Metazoa; Arthropoda; Malacostraca; Decapoda; Nephropidae. The transcript is spliced from 10 exons. Gene Ontology annotation, biological process: box H/ACA snoRNP assembly. The coding region runs from base 173 to 1459 and encodes 428 amino acids.